Drosophila obscura is the source of this 1015-nucleotide messenger RNA. RefSeq names its product derlin-1 (gene Der-1). Gene Ontology annotation, cellular component: endoplasmic reticulum membrane; Hrd1p ubiquitin ligase ERAD-L complex. NCBI's taxonomy places the organism in Eukaryota, Metazoa, Arthropoda, Insecta, Diptera, Drosophilidae. The record is from RefSeq and is a predicted model, not a curated record. Gene Ontology annotation, molecular function: ubiquitin-specific protease binding; misfolded protein binding. Bases 118 to 903 code for a protein of 261 amino acids. The transcript has 3 exons. Gene Ontology annotation, biological process: endoplasmic reticulum unfolded protein response.
ACAAGUUCUCCUUAAACUGCACAAAAUUGUCAGUCCAGAAGUCAUUCAUUUCUGGUAUUAGUAACUUCAAGAGGGAGAAAAAUACUUUUUUUUUAAAGAAAUUUCUGAAGCAGAAUAAUGGAUGUCUGGCAGUACAAGCCAUCGAAGAUCAGCAUCAGACGCAUCUGGUCAGCUACUCUCAUUCUGGGCUCUAUGCUCUGCCGCUUUGGAGUUUUGCGCAUCGAAAAAUUGGAAUUCAACAGCAAGGAAGUGCUCAGCGGUGGACAGUUGUGGCGAUGUGUCACCGCGCUGUUUGUGUACCCCAUCAACAGACUGUUCCUCGUCAACAUUGGCCUUUUGCAUUAUUACAGCGGCAUAAUGGAGAGAUAUUGCUACAGACACAGACCAGCCGAAUAUCUGUAUCUACUAAUCAUUACAGCCAUUUUCACAAAUGUCGCUGGGUUGCUGUUUCGUGUCAAGUACCUAACGGACAUAAUGAUUGUAUCCAUUGGCUUAAUCUCGAAUAUUGUGCGCAAGAAAUCGACUUGGGGUCUGUGGAUUACAUUUCUAUAUUCCCGAGACAAUUUAAUUGCUUAUGUCAUUGCCCAUGUCUACUAUUUUCUCAAAUAUCAAUACCCUGUAGAGCUUGGCGGAAUGGAAUUGCUGAAAACACCUCAAAUCCUGGAACGUUUGCUCCACUACAAAAGCAGUCCAAUAGGCUUAUAUGAAUUUGGCGUUCCCCCGAAUGUUCCAUCACCAUUUCCCCAUCGCCGCCACCAGCAUCGUAUCCAUCGCCGCCACCACCAUCGUAUCCAUCCCCGCCACCAACUUCGUAUUCAUCACCACCGUAUUCUUGUUCCCAAUGAUUGUAUGCAUUUAUGGCCAUUAUUCAUUGUAACUUCAUUACAGUUGGUAUUUUCGUGAUACACGGUCACACUUCAUACUCGCGAUAUUUGGCAUACACCAUGAAAUAUUUCGUAAUAUCGAUGUAUGCAACUAUUGAUGUUAUUUUAAAAAUACAUGUAUUCUGGGAAUA